UGUUCCCCGAGCCCCGAAUGCAGCCUUACUCCUACUUCUGACAUUUACCACGUGACUGCACGUGACCAUGUGAGAUCGUAGAAUGAGAAAGCGAAUGAAAGACAACGAUGUUUUUUUCCCGCUUACUUAUUAAAGUUGAAAUAAGAGGAGAUCUUAAAAUAGAAGAAAUCCUCUUCUAGUUUAGAAUAGAGAAAAUCGAUUCUAUACGCCUGUAUCAGAGUAAACACAUAUAUAUACAUGUCAACAUAAUUCAAUUAUAUUUUCGAAAUCGUAGACUAUAUGUCUAUGUUUGAAAUGUACUAUUCUGUAUCAGAGUGCCCCCCUUCCAGUUUAUUCCUAAAAUAUAUGAACUUUGAGAAUAUAAAUAAACUAACCUGAAAAAUUAAUCAAGUCGAAUAUUUCUCUGAUAUCACGAAUCCAAACUUCACGGGCGCUAUUAGAUAAUCGUUCCGGCAAUAGUGAACUUGAUAAUCGACUCGCACUAGCACUAUACGAAUUAUGAGCUUUUGGUUUGAUUUAGUGAAAAACGCAUUUUUCAGAAUGUUGCAAUUGUUGUCGUUUGGUAAACGAAAGAUAUCGAAUUCUUUGAGCAUAUAUAUUAAAACAAAUACAGGGAGCACACUCUCUGUCGAAUUAGAUCCGAAAUGGGAUAUCAAGAAUUUGAAGGAAAUUGUUGCUCCUCAGAUGGGGAUAGCGCCGGAAAACAUUAAAAUUAUAUUUGCAGGUAAAGAACUGCAUAAUUCAACUAUAAUAGAGGAAUGCGAUUUAGGUCAACAAAGUAUCUUGCAUGCAGUACGAACGUCCCAUAAAAUGCUUGAUAAAAAGAAGAAUACCACAAAUCUUAUAGAAGAAUCCAUAUCUGAAGCAUCCGAUUUGAAUGACAGUGCUGGGAGCAAACCUAUGAAUGAGACGCUUAUGGAUUUACCUUUGGAUGAGUCUGAUCAAAAUUUAUCCCUAGAAGAGCAGCAAGAAAAUCGAGCACAUUUUUAUGUAUAUUGUUCAGCGCCGUGUAAAAAUGUGACAGCGGGUAAAUUAAGGGUCAAAUGUGCAAGAUGUGAUAGCGGUGCUGUCACUGUCGAUAGAGAUCCUCAAUGCUGGCCAGAUGUAUUGCAACCAAGAAGGAUAACUGUAAACUGCGAGAGUGAUUUUUGUCCUGUAACCUCAAGUAUGCUUAGGGAAGAGACAGAGUCUCAAGUUUCUUAUGCACAUUUUUAUUUUAAAUGCGCAAAACAUCCUAGUCUAGGAGAAAACGACGAAGCCGUACCGCUAUAUCUCGUAAAGCCAAAUUUAAGAAAUAUUCCUUGUUUGGCGUGCACAGAUGUCAGAGAAACUGUAUUAGUAUUUCCAUGCGAAGCUGGGCACGUAACUUGUCUCGACUGCUUUUGUGAAUAUUGUACGAUACGUUUACAUGAGCGACGAUUUGAAUUUGAUGAGGAAUAUUAUACUUUACCAUGUCCCGCUGGAUGUCCCAAUUCUUUUAUUCGUGAAGUGCAUCAUUUUCAUCUUCUUGGCAUAGAACAGUACGAGAGAUAUCAGAGAUUUAGUACGGAAGAACAUGUUUUACGCGCUGGUGGUCUUUUGUGUCCAAGACCAGAUUGUGGAAUGGGUAUUAUACCACCUUCUAUGGAAGAUAAUAGAGAGUGUCGCAGAAUCCAGUGUAUCGGUGGAUGUGGUUAUGUUUUUUGUAGAAUCUGUUUACAAGGAUAUCAUGUAGGAGAAUGUGAAUCGCAAAUGUCGGACGCAUCUACAAGUGUCUUUUCUUCUAAACAUUAUUCAGUGGAUCCUCUCAAAGCUAACCAAGCUAAAUGGGACGAAGCUAGUAAAAAGACAAUACAAAUAUCUACGAAACCUUGUCCAAAAUGCAGAACUCCUACUGAAAGAGAUGGUGGCUGCAUGCAUAUGGUGUGCACAAGAGCAGGAUGUGGUUACCACUGGUGCUGGAUGUGUCAAACGGAAUGGACUAGAGAAUGUAUGGGGAAUCAUUGGUUUGGAUAAUACGUUGGAAGAAAAUUUUAUGUCAGUUUAAUCAUAACACGUAUGAUAGCUGGAAAGUUAUAUAUAU
Formica exsecta is the source of this 2062-nucleotide messenger RNA. It is a transcript of the gene park, whose product is annotated as E3 ubiquitin-protein ligase parkin. Gene Ontology annotation, cellular component: Golgi apparatus; cytosol; mitochondrion. Gene Ontology annotation, molecular function: zinc ion binding; ubiquitin conjugating enzyme binding; ubiquitin protein ligase activity. The transcript has 8 exons. NCBI's taxonomy places the organism in Eukaryota, Metazoa, Arthropoda, Insecta, Hymenoptera, Formicidae. Gene Ontology annotation, biological process: regulation of mitochondrion organization; negative regulation of protein phosphorylation; regulation of apoptotic process. Bases 499 to 1995 code for a protein of 498 amino acids. The record is from RefSeq and is a predicted model, not a curated record.